Messenger RNA from Gigantopelta aegis, 5602 nucleotides. Its product is annotated as aconitate hydratase, mitochondrial-like. Bases 58 to 2409 code for a protein of 783 amino acids. The record is from RefSeq and is a predicted model, not a curated record. Gene Ontology annotation, cellular component: cytosol; mitochondrion. Gene Ontology annotation, molecular function: 4 iron, 4 sulfur cluster binding; aconitate hydratase activity. The transcript is spliced from 21 exons. Gene Ontology annotation, biological process: tricarboxylic acid cycle. NCBI's taxonomy places the organism in Eukaryota, Metazoa, Mollusca, Gastropoda, Neomphalida, Peltospiridae.
AAUUUUGUGCGUUUGAGACAAGAUUAGUGCUGUGACGUCAGUAGCCAAAGACGAAGCAUGUCGUAUGUUUUGAAAUUCUCUGCCAGAAAGGGCGGUAACUUUGUUACAUUAUGCAGCCAGGCACGUCAGCUUCAUUUCGCUCCUAUUGCUGCCCAAAAGGUUGCAAUGAGCUGCAUGGAACCGAACACAGAGCUGGACUACAGCAAGCUAGAAAACAACUACAAAAUUGUCAAGGACAGGUUGGGACGUCCAUUGACCCUUUCUGAAAAGAUUUUGUACAGUCAUUUAGAUGAUCCAAAGAACCAAGAUAUUGUUCGAGGGGAGAGCUACUUGAAGCUCCGACCAGACAGGGUUGCAAUGCAGGAUGCCACGGCCCAGAUGGCACUAUUGCAAUUCAUUUCAAGUGGGCUUUCAAGAGUUGCUGUCCCUUCCACGGUUCACUGUGAUCAUUUAAUUGAGGCACAAGUUGGCGGAUCAAGGGAUUUGGCACGAGCCAAGGAAGUUAACAAGGAGGUGUAUGAGUUCCUUGCGUCGGCCAGUGCUAAGUACGGAGUGGGAUUCUGGCAGCCUGGAAGUGGAAUUAUUCACCAGAUUGUGCUAGAAAAUUAUGGCUUCCCUGGAGUUCUUCUCAUUGGAACUGACAGCCACACUCCUAAUGGAGGUGGUCUUGGUGGGAUAUGUAUUGGUGUUGGUGGAGCCGAUGCCGUAGACGUGAUGGCAGACAUCCCAUGGGAACUCAAGUGUCCUAAGGUGAUUGGUGUGAAACUGACGGGCAAGUUGAGUGGGUGGACAUCACCAAAAGACGUGAUCCUCAAAGUGGCUGGAAUCCUCACUGUGAAAGGAGGCACGGGUGCCAUUGUGGAAUAUUUCGGACCUGGAGUCGAUUCCAUUUCGUGCACAGGCAUGGGAACUAUCUGCAACAUGGGAGCCGAGAUUGGAGCGACCACAUCCGUCUUCCCGUACAACCACCGCAUGGAGGACUAUCUGAAAGCCACCAGUCGAGGAGAUAUUGCCGAGCUUGCUAAUAAGUACAAACAUCUGUUGUCAUCUGAUCCCGAUGCCCAGUAUGAUGAAGUAGUUGAAAUCAAUCUGACGGAGCUGGAGCCCCAUGUGAACGGUCCGUUCACCCCCGAUCUGGCACACCCCAUCUCAAAACUAGGAGACACUGCCAGGAAGAACGAUUGGCCACUCGACAUUCGAGUUGGCUUGAUUGGCAGCUGUACAAACAGUAGCUACGAAGACAUGAGUCGUUCUGCGAGUAUUGCCAAACAGGCGCUGGAACACGGUCUGAAGGCGAAGAGCAAGUUCACCAUCACUCCGGGCUCGGAGCAGAUCCGGGCCACGAUAGAGAGAGACGGACAGGCUAAAGUUCUUGCCGACAUCGGAGGACUUGUCUUGGCCAACGCAUGUGGACCAUGUAUUGGCCAAUGGGAUCGCAAGGACGUCAAGAAGGGGGAGAAGAACACCAUCGUUACCUCGUACAACCGCAACUUCACAGGGCGGAACGACGCCAACCCGGCCACCCAUGCCUUUGUGACGUCACCAGAGCUGGUCACUGCGAUGGUGAUAUCGGGAGAUUUGUGUUUUAACCCACUCACAGACGAACUCACCGGAUCAGAUGGUAAAAAGUUCAAAUUUGCUAGUCCCUAUGGAGAUGAACUGCCGUCUAAAGGUUUUGACCCUGGUAAUGUGACGUACCAAGCCCCCCCUGAGGACGGCAGCCAAGUCAACGUGAUCGUAGCACCCGAGAGCAAGCGACUGCAGCUACUCACCCCAUUCGAUAAGUGGAAUGGCAAAGAUCUCGAGGAUAUGCCAAUAUUAAUAAAGGUUAAAGGUAAAUGCACAACGGAUCACAUCAGCGCUGCGGGUCAGUGGCUGAAAUACCGAGGUCAUCUUGACAAUAUUUCCAACAACUUGCUCAUUGGGGCAGUAAAUUCAGAGAAUGGUGAAAUUAACUGUAUCAAGAAUCAGGUGACUGGAGAAUAUGGCACAGUGCCAGACAUUGCAAGAAUCUACAAGUCAAAGAAGAUUCCCUGGGUUGUCAUUGGUGAUGAGAACUACGGGGAAGGAAGCAGUCGGGAACACGCAGCCCUGGAGCCCCGCCAUCUCGGAGGAAGAGCCAUCAUUGUGAAGAGCUUUGCUAGAAUUCACGAAACAAACUUGAAGAAACAAGGGAUGCUUCCCUUGACUUUUGCGAAUCCUGCUGAUUACGACAGAAUUCAACCAUCCGACAGGAUCUCUUUAAUUGGUCUCCGUGAACUUGAACCAGACACACCCAUCACCUGCAAAGUGAAGCACAAAAACGGCUCUGUAGAUAAAAUCACACUGAACCAUUCUAUGAAUGAAGGACAGAUAGCGUGGUUUCGUGCGGGCAGCGCCUUGAACAGAAUGGCCGAAUUGUCCAAGUGAAUCCAGUUGACGAAAGCUUGAUUCCUGAUGUGUGGAAUUUUCACAUGCAGCUGUUGUCAGAAUAGAGAACAACAAAUAUUAGUGCACGUUUUGUGUGUUAUUAUUAAAAAAGAAAAGGAAAAGAAGUGAAAGUUGUGAUAGACGUAAUCAUAUUUUAUAGACGGUCUUGCACCACACCAGUGUACAUACACAUCAGUUUUAACCUAGAUUUCUUUACUAUUGUUUUGUUUUAAAAGUACAGGUUUAUCUUUUGUUAUUUUAUUAUGUAUGUGUGUGACAAGUUGGGCAUUCUGUCUUGGCAUAUCGGUGAACUCAGAAAAAAACUUUUUAGCCCAGAUUUGUCUCGGAAGUGACAAUGGACUGUUGAUAGGAAAUGCUCAAAUGAAUAGAGUAUAUAUUAAGUUAUUUAACCUUUAUUAUUUUCAAAUAUUGUCUGUUGUUUUAUUUAUAUAUUUUUAAGUCAUAGGAACAAGUCAAAUAUCUGCAUACAGUUUUUUAUUAAUCCAGUGAAUGGGGCAUUAUUAGUCUGUGUAUAUUUUGUGUGGAUGAGAUGAGUGUGAAAAUGUUGGGACUUGUGGUUCCAUGUUAACUAUAUCGUGUCUUACCUCAACUAUUUACACAAUAUGGGCUAAUGGACACAAAUGUGUCUGAAACCAGAUCUUGCUCUAUGUAGAGGAUGUGUUUGACUAAGCAACUUAUUAUCCACUGGACAGUUUUAGUUAGAUUACUAUCUGGACAAAAUUCACUCCAAGGUUUUCCAGACAGCAUCAUUGUCUACAGUAAUUGCAGAUAGGUGUCUUGUUUUGUUUGUCUACAGUGUUAUUACUCUGUGCUUUGAAAUUAAUCAAAAGGGUUUUCAUAAAGUUGAUAUCUAGGCUGUGACAGUGCCUCCAUGCAUUUAGGUAUUGUUAUUGGUGAUGAUCCAGAUAAUCAAGUUCACUGAGUGUUGGUUGCUUGACCCGUUUAAUAAAUUAAUAUUUUUUUUAUAGAUUGUAGAAGACAUUUGAAACGGCUCUGUGUGUAGGAUUUUGUUACAUAGAUCAGUAGGAAUCCCGUUGGUUGCAUCUUUGUCUGUCCCUCCUUCACAAAGUAAAAAGGCGAGAUAUAGGUGUUAUUUUUCCAGCGGGGGAAAAUGCUGUCAACUUUUGCAUUAAAGUGAAACGCUAAAGUUUCGUGUUUAAAUCAGUUUCUCCAAACUAUAAGUCGUAGGUCACUGGGCCCAAUUUCACAAAACAUAGUAAGCCUAGUUUUGCACAUAAACAUAAAUCUAUGACUAAACCACAAUUUUUAUUACCACCUUAGUACAACAAAUAUAGUUAAAAGUAUACUAUUUCAUUUUCUUUUGUCCUUAAAAUGCUCCAUCUUCUGUAAUGAUGUAAAAAAACAAAUUCAAGAAAUAGAUGCGAAAUACACAUGCCUGGUAUAACUACUAGUCGCAGACGUAAACUAAUGUUUUGUGAAAUAGGCCCCUGGUUUAUAGUGUACCUAUGGAUGUUCAUAAGUGUACUUUUAUGGUAGGCAAGACAUUUAAUUCCAUGGGAUUUGUUCAGAAAAUACGCACAAUCGAUGGGCUCCAAGGUAGUGUGUGCACCACCUCACUUGUAGUAUGUAGUAUACUGCUUAUUUACAACAUAUCCAUUGAACAGUUCUUUUGAGUUUGUUUUUAUUGAAAUGAUGCACUGAGCAAAAUUUAACAAUUUGUAUUUAUAUAUAGAUAUAUACUUUACUUACUGCUAAGGAUAUAAUAACCUGGUAAGAAAUAUGCAUUGUAAUUGUUGGUCUUUACAAGACCAGUUUAAUGACUGGGAUUUUCACUUAAUGAGUACAGUCUUUAGGUUACAUUUCAGUUACAUACUUGAUUUAGUCAGCUGGUAAGAAAUAUGCAUUGUAAUUGUUGGUCUUUACAAGACCAGUUUAAUGACUGGGAUUUUCACUUAAUGAGUAGUCUUUAGGUUACAUUUCAGUUACAUACUUGUUUUCUACUCAAACUGGUCACCUGCAUUUAAUAUCGUAUACACCAUCUAUUUUGGAAGAUUUUUAUUUUUUAUUUUUAAUGAUUUCACUGAAAUACAAUAAUCUACGGAAUCUAUGACAAAUGAGGAAUCUAUAUGACAAAGGCUGCUUGCUUGAGAAAUCCAGUGGUGGCCAUGUUUACAUCAUAGAACUUUUCGUAACCACAUUCAUAUUCAGUAUAACCAAUGCCACUUUACAACAUUGCAAAUAUUAUUCAAAUAUAUAUAAUAUAAAUGUUUGCAUUAUUAAGUUUGGAUUACUGUGGAAUAUAAGGAGAGAAAAAAAAUUGAAAUUCCCAGAUUGUUAUUUUUUUCUUUUAUGGAAAAGAGAUCUGAGAAAUCAUAAUCAGAGAAAUCUUAAUCCGCAUUUUAUUUGGGUAUCAAACUACUUUCCUAAUACUCUACCGUGAAUUUAUAUUUUUAAAAUUUCAGUGUUUCGCCUCGUGAUAUUACAGGUAGACAAUAGUAUUACAGGUAGACAAUAUUAAAGGGACUGUCCCAAGUGUGUUGCCAUUGUAAAUUGCUUACGAACACAAUUUGUUUUUACUAACUUCAAUUGCUCUGUAUUAAAUGUGUUUGUGAAUGUCCUAGUGUUUAUACUAGGUCAAACUUCAUAUUAUUUCCCAAUAUAUAUUUUUUUUUUGUAUAUUUCAUAUGAAAUUAUUGGGAUACCAAAUCCAGUUUGGGCUAUUUGCAAAGAUUAGGACAAUCAGAAACACAUUGAAUAUACAGAUAUUCUAAACAAGAAUAUGUAUUUAGUAUGUACCUUUAUUCGUGAAAAGAUUUUAUUAGUCGGAAAUAUCUUAAAAUUGCAGCAAACUUUGGACAGUCUCUUUCAUAUAUUUAGUGUUGUGUGGUUGCCGUGUCUUUAACUAUAAUACAGUAUUCAACUCGCCUCUUGCAGUUGUUGAUUUUAAAUUAGCUAGUACAUGCAUGUACAUUUUGUGGACAUACAUGUAUCUUCACAACAGCAAGUCAGUGAAAGUUUAGAUGUUAACUUAUUGCCAAUGGUGAUACUUGAAUGUAGGCGUUUUAAGUUAAAUUUUAUUUUAGUACAGAGUGCCAACAUAGUCUUAUUUAUUUUCUCUGAAACCAUUAGUCUCAGUUUUACAGAUUUGCUACCUGAGUAUCAUUUUUAAACAUGUCAGUAUUUAAAUCACGAGAAUAAAAUUUUAUAAAGA